This is a messenger RNA of Rattus rattus (black rat), 613 nucleotides long. Its product is annotated as gamma-aminobutyric acid receptor-associated protein-like 2. Gene Ontology annotation, molecular function: ubiquitin protein ligase binding. The transcript has a single exon. Gene Ontology annotation, biological process: macroautophagy; cellular response to nitrogen starvation; autophagosome assembly. The record is from RefSeq and is a predicted model, not a curated record. The coding region runs from base 81 to 434 and encodes 117 amino acids. Lineage: Eukaryota; Metazoa; Chordata; Mammalia; Rodentia; Muridae. Gene Ontology annotation, cellular component: autophagosome; cytosol; autophagosome membrane.
CGCUGCCGCCUCCGUUGUUGUUGUGGUCGCUUCGCCGAAGUCUGCGGCUCAAAGAGCCGGCUCCGUCGAUUCCCGCCGCCAUGAAGUGGAUGUUUAAGGAGGACCACUCGCUGGAACACAGAUGCAUGGAAUCUGCGAAGAUCAGAGCGAAAUACCCCGACCGGGUUCCGGUGAUCGUGGAAAAAGUCUCCGGCUCUCAGAUUGUUGACAUUGACAAGAGGAAGUACUUGGUCCCAUCUGACAUCACUGUGGUUCAGUUCAUGUGGAUCAUCAGGAAAAGGAUCCAGCUUCCUUCUGAGAAGGCCAUCUUCUUGUUUGUGGACAAGACAGUCCCACAGUCCAGCCUAACUAUGGGACAGCUUUACGAGAAGGAAAAAGAUGAAGACGGAUUCUUGUCUGUGGCCUACAGCGGAGAGAACACUUUUGGCUUCUGAGACCUUGCUGGGCUAGGUGCACCCUUCCUGCCUGUGUAUCUUGUAAAUAACUGGCUGUUCUCAGUUACUCCGCCGGAGCCUCCACACAGACCUACUAGUGCAUUUGUAACUGGAUUUAUUUCUUAAUAUAUUGGAAGGUUUUGUUUCCUUAGAUUAGUAAAUUAUCAUACAGAGUUUUA